Malaya genurostris is the source of this 1788-nucleotide messenger RNA. RefSeq lists its product as uncharacterized. Gene Ontology annotation, molecular function: RNA-DNA hybrid ribonuclease activity; nucleic acid binding. The transcript has a single exon. NCBI's taxonomy places the organism in Eukaryota, Metazoa, Arthropoda, Insecta, Diptera, Culicidae. Bases 1 to 1788 code for a protein of 595 amino acids. The record is from RefSeq and is a predicted model, not a curated record.
AUGCUCAACAUCAUACAGAGCUUCCUCUCCGAGCGAACAUUCCAGGUGUCCGUAGGGAGACACUUAUCUCGCGAACAUCCGCUGGAAAACGGAGUACCUCAAGGCUCGGUCCUCUCUGUGACCCUAUUUCUCGUCGCUAUGCAGCCGAUAUUCCAAGUGAUACCGAAAGGAGUUGACAUACUCCUAUACGCGGACGACAUCCUCCUCGCUGUGCGAGGCGCCAAAAGUGACGGGUUAUACCGUAAACUGCAGGCCGCCGUCAAGGCUGCCGAUCACUGGACGAAAAGCGUCGGUUUCGCCAUGUCGGCAACAAAGUCCUUCAUUUUUUACUGCAGCCCGAAUAUACGGAAUGAACCUACAGGAGACAUCACCAUCGAUCAGACUCCCAUUCCGACGACCAACCAGCUUAGGAUUCUGGGUGUAACCUUGGACCGAACCCUCACCUUCAGACCUCACUGCAAGUUGACGAAAAAAACUUGCGAGUAUCGGUUACGGAUUCUGCGGAUGAUCGGUGCCCAAUGUUUACGUGGCAAUCGAACAUCUCUGCUACAGGUUGGAUCAGCAUUAGUCACCUCGAAGUUGCUGUAUGGGAUAGGACUUGUCAGUCGAGGAGGAUCGCCGAAUUUGCAGACUCUUGCCCCUGCUUACAACAAAAUGGUCCGGUUUGCUUCCGGAGCCUUUGUUACCAGUCCAAUAGUCUCGAUCAUGGCCGAGGCAGGGACCCUACCCUUCGAAUUACUUGCAGCUCAAGCCACAGUGCGAACAGCCAUCCGAAUAUAUUCGCAUAACCGGAAUAACGGUACCCUUCCUCUGAUCCAGCGAGCAUCAGACCGGCUGGAAGAACUAACCGGUUCACCUCUUCCUGUUGUCGGCCAACUCACACAGCAGAGUAGUCGUACAUGGAACGCACGAAAGCCGGCGAUUGUGUGGGAGGUGAAGGAAAAUGUUCGCGCAGGAGAUCCACCUCAGAAAGUUCAUUCGAUCCUUCGGCAAGUACUAGAUACUCGUUUCCGCCAUUCGACCGUCAUCUAUACUGACGGAUCCAAGCGUGAAGACACGGUAGGGGCAGCAUUCUACAACGUCGGGAUAGCCCAGAAAUACAGUCUUCCGAAAGAAUGUAGGGUCUUCUCAGCAGAGGCAUACGCCAUUAAAAUGGCACUCUCUAUGCCGAAUGUUCGCAACGAAGUGGUGAUCAUGACCGAUUCGGCUAGCUGUCUCCUGGCCUUAGAAGCAGGACAUUCUCGCCAAUCGUGGAUACAAGAGAUCGAACAAAUAGUGCGAAACAAAUCCUUUCGUUUCUGCUGGAUUCCGGGGCAUACUGGCAUCAGCGGAAACACGGAGGCGGACCGAUUGGCUAACGAGGGCAAAACACAACCUGCCACCAAUAUCCCAAUUCCAGCGGAAGAUGCUGCAAGGGCGAUUCGCCUCCGAUGGGAGAGGCAGUGGUUUGAAGCGAGACACGUGAAGCUGAGGGAGGUCAAACGCGACACGCUUAGGUGGACCGAUCGCGGCAGCCCUGCUGAACAGCGUCAACUUACACGGCUGAGGAUUGGCCAUACACGGCUGACCCACACCUUCUUGCUGAAAAAAGAAGAACCGCCGGACUGCGAAUGUGGCGGUGUAGAGCUGACGGUGCGACAUAUUAUCCUCGAAUGUAGGAAGUACGAUGGAGAGCGAAGAAAAUACAACAUCGGCAGCAGUCUAUAUGAAGCUCUGGGAAACACCGAUGAACAAGCAAUCCAGUUGCUAAACUUCCUACGUGCAACAAAAUUGAACAACAAAUUGUAG